Halichondria panicea is the source of this 4987-nucleotide messenger RNA. RefSeq names its product adhesion G protein-coupled receptor L3-like. Gene Ontology annotation, molecular function: calcium ion binding; G protein-coupled receptor activity; metalloendopeptidase activity. The coding region runs from base 507 to 4631 and encodes 1374 amino acids. The record is from RefSeq and is a predicted model, not a curated record. Gene Ontology annotation, cellular component: plasma membrane. The transcript is spliced from 28 exons. NCBI's taxonomy places the organism in Eukaryota, Metazoa, Porifera, Demospongiae, Suberitida, Halichondriidae. Gene Ontology annotation, biological process: membrane protein ectodomain proteolysis; Notch signaling pathway; adenylate cyclase-activating G protein-coupled receptor signaling pathway.
GGGGCGUAGGCAGGAAUUUGAGGAAGGGGGGGCUGAGCUGUUCGCGCCAGAAACUACUUGGCGCGGAGCGCCGAAAAUUCCGGUGACCAGGAGCCACACCCCCUAAUUAAUGACUCAUUGCGCAUGUGCAAGAAAUAGCCACACCUUGCUUCAAUUAAUAAUACUGCUAAAGCUAGCUAGCUAGCCGUAGCUAGCUAGCUUAGUUGCACUAAAGAAUCAAAGUUACUAGUAUAGUAUAGCUAGCUCUUGGACAUGCUGUUUGUCUGCCACUAAUCUAUACCAGUAAUUCCCAGGCUGAAGACUCAUCAGAGAAGGUGGGGCUCUUAGUGUAGUUUUUGCAGAGAAAGGGGGGGCUCCAGCCCCCAAAGCCCUCCCCCUCCCUACGCCCCUGGUUAUGCGUCGCUCUUCUCCUGGGGAUCGUCCAAGGAGAGGCCCUGAGCAAUUUUAUUCGUCACUACGAGCCUCUCACUUACGAUAGCGAGUCGUUGCUAUGGAACCAUCACAAAAUGAGACGCAGUAUGGUGGGGGAGAAGUCUCUAGAACUACAGUUCACUGCCUUUGGAAGGGACUUCAAACUGCUGUUGAAACCUGAGACCCAUUUCUUCCACAAAAACUUCACCCUAGCCAUUGACGGACAGAAAUCAAGCAGUCAAUUGGCCAAAAUCCAUUUGUACAGCGGCAUUGACCAAAAUGACCCUUCUGUUCGUGUCCAUGGCAACCUGGCUCAUGAGGUGUUUGACGGAACGAUUAUUGCCGAUGAGGAGAUGUACCAUAUUGAACCCUCGCGCAGAUAUCUUCGAGAUGCAAGUCACCACAGUGUCAUUUAUCGGCACUCAGAUCUCGACUUAUCCACUGUUUCCAGGGCAACCUGUGGCUCCUCCCAUGAAGCCUUACGCAGGGAACUUCUACAAUUGCAAGACUCUGUCAUCCGUAGUGCUGAGUCAGCAAGACUUCAAAAACGCCAGACAACAGGGUUCGAUUCCACUCUGGUUAGAUGUUGGCUGUAUGCGAUUGCUGAUUACAAAUUUGUGACUGCUUUGGAAGCAGCUGGAGACAAUCCACUGAGCGUGAUGUCAACUAUUAUAUUGACGGGAAGCAGAAUAUUUGAGCGUACCGACUUUGACGAUGACGGGUUGGCUGACGGCAUUCAUUUUGGUAUUCUUGGUAUGGAGGUCGAGAACACUCCUCCUGCUAGUGGCACUUUCUACGAUAACCAGUUUAUUAGUGUACUGGAAUUUCUCAACGAGCACUCGACAGCUGAUUGGUCGCAGUACUGUCUGAGUUAUCGGUUCACUAGUCGUGAUUUUGAUAAUGGUGUUGUAGGAUUAGCAUACGUGGCACCACAAUCUGGAGUCAAUGCAGCAGGUGGCAUCUGUGAGAACAUUCAGACCUUCCCUGGAGAUGCGAACCAGACUUUCUCUGGAGGUGUGAACCGGACCCUCAAUACGGGGAUUGUGAGCAUUUUAAACUACAACACUCGCAUCCCUUCUGCCAUAGCCGCGUUCACCUUCGCACACGAGGCAGGACACAACUUCGGCUCAACACAUGACCCCCCUGUGGACCCCCCUGAGGCUGGCGGUGUGUACCUAAUGGACGCAUUCCCCUUAGAUGGUAGUCAGCCCAACAACGAUCAGUUCUCUCCACGCAGCCGAGCCGAGAUGUUGGGAGCUAUUCGUGAUCGUGGGCAGAGCUUAAGUGACGGUUGCUUAUUAGCAGACAGUUUGUGUGGUAACAAUCUCCUGGAUGAGGCGGAGGGGGAACAAUGUGAUUGUGGUCCCCUAGUGAAUAGUGACGGUAUCUGUACCGACAACCCGUGUUGUAAUGGCACUUCUUGUCUACUGACUACGAGUAUGAACUUUGAUUGCAUCAGUCCUUCCUUUCAAGUCUCUGAAUAUUAUGUUGAGAUAUCUGAAUCCGUUUUAUUUGGACAUUUGUUGAUUAUCGUGAUGGCCACUGAUGUGGAUACCGAAAACCUCACAUAUGACAUUACUAGUGGAAAUGAGCAAAAUAAGUUUUCACUUGAGCCUGACACUGGUCAACUAUUAGUCACAUCAUAUUUAGACUUUGAGGACACUCAGACUUACACACUGACAGUUAGAGCUACCGAUAAUGUCACCCCUCCAGCUUUUGCAAGCAUUACGGUGAACGUGCUUAAUGAAAAUGACAAUGCUCCAAUGUUUUCCAUGGCUGCUUAUUCCACAACUAUACCCGAGAAUACUCCACUCAACAUUACUGUGCUAUGUGUCGGUGCUAUAGACAGAGACAAUGACUCGUUGAUUGCUUACGCUCUGGCUGAAACUGAUGUGUUUAGAGUUGACAGUUCGGGUGCAAUAUUUACACAGGAGAGGCUGGACUUUGAGAAUGCAUCCUCACACUCGUUCAUGGUCAUAGCAACAGACAAUGGCAAUCUGCAACUUUCAACAAUAGCUCCUGUGACAAUAUUUGUAGCUGCAAGAAAUGACACUACUAUUGACCUGGGUACUGUUGGUUCUUCAUGUCCAGGUGUGAUGGUUUGUGAAGCUGAACAGGAUUCUGUCUGGUGGCUUUUCUUCCCUGUCACUGUGGCUGGCUUUUCCUAUUCCCGGCAAUGCCCACAAAAUGGAACGGGAACAACUUCAGGUACUGCGACUCGUUUCUGUACACUUAAAGGAAUGUGGGAAGCAAUGAAUAUUGAUAACUGUGCUAGGGAAGAAAUCAGUUUACUUAAUAACACGGCAAAUGAAAUAUUUCUUAGAAAUGCCUCUCAGAAUGAAGUUGAUAACCUUCUUGUUUCUCUUGCGGAGGCUACUAAUGUCAAUGCAACAGGAGACUCCACCAUAUUCCCUCAAGAUCUCAGCACUACUAAUUUGAUUGUCAAGUCAAGUGUGAAUUACCUAAUUCAGAACAUAGAGUCUGCUGGUCCCAUGUCCUCUCUCAAUUUUAGUGAAGGAGUUCUGAACAUUCUUAGCAAUGUUCUUGAUGAGAGGAAUACAGAAGGAUGGAAAGAUUGCAAGAGGUAUAAUAAUGGCAAAGAGUUAUAUGGUCAGUAUGUGUCAUUGGCACUAAGGAGUGAAGCUGUGGAUACAGGCGACAUGACUGAAAUUACACUUGUGAGACAGAAUAUCGUGCUAUCUGCAAUGAAAGUUGACCCCACUAAUUUGGAAGACAUUACAUUUCCUGAAGUUAUUAAAGUCAGUGAAGAAACAGGCUCAGCUCAAACUGUGAUACCAGCUGCUCUCUUUGCGGAGAGAGGCGCCCGAGAAGGGAAUGUUUCAGCAGUCAACAUUCUAUUCUCCAACUUGGAGGGUUUUCUUCCAAAAACCAAUCUUGAAAUGAACACGACCAGACCGGUCUCACAGGUUAUUUCUAGUCAAGUCUUCUCCGAUGUGAAGUUAAAUAACUUUCAGACAAAGGCAACCUUCAAUUUCACUACCCAAAAGUUUUCUGAAAGUGAAGUUGCAGAAAAUGCCACAUGUGUAUUUUGGAGUGUUUCUAGUGAUGCGGCCAACAGCAGGUGGUCCAUGGAAGGUGUGACUACAGUCAGUGUGGAUGAAGACAAGCAAAUGAGAGUAUAUAAUAUUGUCUGUGAGAGCAGUCAUUUCACAGCAUUUGCUGUUCUAAUGGAUGUCACUGGAGCACUGAAUGACACAACUCCAGAGAUCAGGUUUGCUCUAUCGUUGUUGACUUAUGUCGGUUGUUCCAUCUCCAUCUUUUUUCUUCUGUUAACUAUCAUCUAUUUCCUGGCAUUGAGAAAAGAACUGCUGACCAGAGUUCAUAACUUCAUCCAUCUCAACCUGUCUAUUUCUUUGCUCCUUGGUUACGUGGCGUUCUUGUCAGGAAUACAGACUGCUGUGGCCAACAAGAUAGCAUGUGCGUUUGUGGCUGCUCUCCUUCACUACUUGUUCACUGCUGUGUUCUUUUGGAUGCUCUGUGAGGGAAUCAUGCUCUAUCUCAUGUUGGUGGUUGUCUUCAGCCAAAUAUCCAAGAAAUGGUGGAUAUUCUUUAUUAUUGGAUGGGGUGUUCCAGUGAUACCGGUGGCUAUAUCUGCUGGACUUAUUCAUGACCAGUAUGGCACAGAAGAGUAUUGUUGGAUUGCUGUUGGUGCUGGUGAUAAAGGAGCCGUAUGGGCAUUUGUUGCACCGAUGCUACUAGUUGUUCUGGUGAACAUAUUCUUCCUCUUGGCUGCUUUGUGCAGUGUCUAUAAACAAAAAAAAUUAACCAUGCAACAAAGAGGAAAAAAGGAAUCUUUACAGUUAUUCUCACAACUCUUCAAGGCCACUAUAAUUCUUCUUCCACUACUCGGGUUGACUUGGGUGUUUGGUCUACUCUCAGUCAACAGCAACACUAUUGUGUUUGCAUGGUUAUUCACUAUCUUUAACUCACUGCAAGGCCUGUUCGUAUUUUUCUUCCAUGUGCUCCGGAGUGAAAAGGUUACAAAUUUUCUAAAGCGGUGCCGAAGCAAGACUGACAGUGGUGCAUCUACUUCUACCUCAGGAAAAAACAAUCUGAGCAAGAAUCCAACGACUAUUGUUCAUCUCAAGCCAAGAGACUCUAAAUUCAGCAAACACGAUCGUAGUACCAUGCAAAAUGAAUCCAUUAAAGUCGACGAGACUGCAUUGGAAACGGGCUCACCAAAGUCGUGGAUUGCUUGAAAAUGAGGAAAAGUGGCAAAAAAGUAUAACCCAUAAUUAGGUAAAAGAACUUUCACACUCACAGGAAAGCCUUGUGAUGCCCAGGUUGUAGCAUAGAUAUACUAACUGUUUUAUUGUCUAGUGCCACUAUAAUAUACUUAGUCUAAAUAGCGGUAUGACUAUAUAUUAUAUAGAAGCACGUAUAUAUAGGCUGUUGUUAUGAGUGGCAAGUUUUUAUAUGGUGCAUAUAAUUAUAGCUAUUAUACUGUCUGAAUGCAUAGAGCUACAGUAUAGAAAACUAGAUUAUAAAGUCACUUGUUUUGUUCAGAUCGUUUUAUAGUGCUUAUAAUUAUGCAGACAUUAUUACUAUAAUUAUA